AGUUCCAGUUUAUCACUUCUAUCCGAUCGUACUCUUAAUAAUAAUAUCGAUAUAAAACAAACGAGACUAUUUCCGAGUGCUUGCAUAUAUUUUUGGCUAGUAUCUAGUGUCGUUAUUAUAAUUUAUAUUGGUGUUAUUUUUUUACUUAACGAUGGAUGAGAAUAUAAUUGAUCCAACCAACUCAAUUGCAACAUUUUAUGUUGGACAAAGUAUAUUUUUAACAGGCGCGACAGGAUUUCUGGGUAAAGUAUACAUCGAGAAAAUAUUACGAUCUUGCCCAGAUGUUUGUGAGAUAUUUGUAUUGAUGCGUUCGAAAAAAGGAUUAAGCAUUAACGAAAGACUCGAAAAGAUAUUAAACUUACCGUUAUAUGAUAGACUGCGAAAAGAGCAACCCUCAAAUUUCAAAAAAUUAAUUCCGAUUUCCGGUGAUGUCACUGAAGAAAACUUAGGAUUGUCAGCUGUCGAUAGGCAAAUGCUAACAGAAAGAGUGACUAUAAUAAUCCAUUCAGCGGCGAGUGUAAAAUUUAAUGACAGCUUAAAAUACGCUAUUCUUUCCAAUACUAGAUCAACAAGAGAUAUCUGCAUUUUAGCUCAAAGUAUGAAGAAUUUAAUAGCACUUGUGCAUAUCAGUACAGCAUUCGCACAUAUAAAUAAUGCUUUCGUAGAAGAAAAGGUUUACCCACCUAUAGCCGAUUGGCGGAAAAUGAUCAAAAUGGUCGAGUCAUUAGAUGAACAUAUUAUAGAUAUUUUUACAACUAAAUGUUUGAAUAAUUUUCCCAAUACAUAUAUAUAUUCAAAGAAUUUAGCUGAAACUAUAAUAGCGGAAUAUUCUUCAUCAUUACCUUGUGCGAUUGUAAGACCUUCUAUAGUGACAGUUUCAUUGAACGAUCCAUUUCCAGGAUGGAUAGAUAAUUUUUAUGGUAUAACUGGAAUACUCGUUGGUGGUGCGAAAGGAGUAAUACGAGUAUUCAAUGCUCCUAAACAUAUUUGUAUAGAUGCAGUGCCAGUAGACAUUGUCAUCAAAGGUAUAAUAAUCACAACUUGGCAGCUUGGAUUGAACACCUUCCCGACAGAUCAACCUUUUAUCUUAAAUUGUGCUUCUUCUAAUAAAAAAAACUUAUCACUGCAAGGAGUUAUCAAAAUGGGUUUUCAACUCACAAAGGAAAUACCCUUGGAGGGAAUUGUUUGGACUCCUAAUACAACACUUACUAGUAGUUCCAUCACAUAUUACAUAUUGACAAUAUUAUUGCAUAUUUUGCCAGCUAUGUUAAUAGAUCUGAUUUUAAAACUUGCGAAAUAUCAACCUAUGUUAAUAAAAAUGCAAAGAAAAAUAUACGUGGCUAAUUGCGCUUUAAAACAUUUUGUAUAUAAUGAAUGGAAAUUUGAAAAUAACAAUGUUAUGAAAUUACUGACCUUGAUUCCACCCAAGGACAGAGAAGUAUUUUCAAUCGAUCUACUUAAUAUUGAUAUUAAGGACGUAUAUAGGAAUGGUAUAAUUGGAGCAAAACUAUAUCUCCUCCACGAGGAUAUGAAUCGAUUAGAUGCAGCCAAAACGCAUCGUAAAAGGAUGGAUUUAUUUGUUACGACAUUGAAAACUAUUACCAUUAUUGGAUUACUGUGGAUGAUAUAUAAGUGGAUCUGUUUAUCUUUUAUUUUAUUCAUUUUUUACCGGAAACAGUUGCGUUUAAACAUGAAGAAAGACGUGGCAAAUACAUUUAUACCAGCAUUUUAUGCUGGUCGAAGCGUUUUGAUAUCAGGAUGUACUGGAUUUUUAGGCAAAGUGCUAUGUGAGAAAUUGCUACGUUCUUGUCCUGACAUUGCUGAAAUAUUUGUCCUGAUAAGGCCGAAGAAGCAAUUAAACGUCAACGAUAGACUCAAAGAAAUGUUAGAAAACAAGCUUUUUGACAUUUUGCGAAGCGAGCAACCAAGUGCUCUCAAUAAACUUAUUCCUAUUGCAAGUGAUGUUAGUGUUGAAGGUUUAGGAUUACUUCCUUCCGACAGAGAAAUGCUAAUCGAAAAAGUAAACAUAAUAUUUCAUGUUGCGGCAAGUGUAAGGUUUGAUGACAAUUUGCGUAAAGCGAUAUUCAACAAUACGAGAUCAACGCGGGAUUUGUGUAUUUUAGCAACAGAAAUGAAAAAAUUAGUAGUUUUGCUGCACGUUAGCUCGACAUAUACUCAAACUGACAAAUCUGUGGUUCAGGAGACUCUGUAUCCCUCGGAACUGGAUUGGAAAGAGGCGAUUAAAGUAGCCGAAACAGUAGACGAGUAUACUUUGAGGACAUUUACAGCAAAAUAUCUGGCAACGAUGCCAAAUACGUAUACAUUUUCGAAAAGAUUAGCGGAAGCAAUAAUAAACGAUUAUUCAAAAUCACUGCCCUGCGUGAUCAUCCGGCCAUCCAUAGUUGUCUCGACGGCAAUUGAGCCUGUACAAGGAUGGCUCGAUAAUUUCAAUGGACCCAUAGGAUUAUUUGUUGGUGGAGGAAAGGGCGUUUUGCGUGUUGUUUACGUUGAUCCUGUUGUUACUUCCGAUUUUAUACCCGUGGACGUAGCAAUUAAAGCGAUGAUAAUUGCUGCUUGGCAUCGUGGACUCAAACCCAUCACCGAAGACGAUACGAUGCAUAUUUAUAAUUGCUCGUCGCACGAUGUAAAGCAGAUCAACAUAAAAAAUUUGAUACAAAUGGCUUUUAAAAUAACAAAAGAUGUUCCAUUGGAGCAAAUUGUCUGGUCGCCAGCUACUACAAUAACAAAGAAUCCCUAUAUGUAUUAUAUACUUGUUUUAAUUAUGCACAUUUUCCCGGCAUUUUUCAUCGAUAGAAUCAUGAAAUUAUUUGGUGCACGUCCAAUGUUAUUAAAAUUACAGAGAAAAAUCUACUGCGCAAAUAACGCAUUGUCCUACUUUUUGACGAAUGUAUGGACAUUUCACAAUGAAAAAUUAAUUAAUUUAUUCGAUGAUCUUAGCGCAGAAAAUAAACAACAUUUUGGAUUUGCUUACAGAGAUUUCAACAUUGAAAAUUACUUUAGAAAUGGAUUAAUUGGCGCAAAAGUAUACUUACUCAACGAAGAUAUGAACCAGCUAGAAGCAGCUAGAUAUCAUCGAAAAAGGAUGGACUGGCUCAACAGAAUAACCACGAUGUUGUUCGUCAUACUCAUUUUAUGGAUAUUUUAUCGUAAUAACACUCUGUCUUACAUUACGAAUUAUUUUAUCCCUUAUUAAUUAUUAAUUAUUCUCGUAAUUUUUCAAACUGCCAAAUAUGUAUACUUUAAUCUUGCUUUAAUUGAGUAUUCUGGCAAUAAAAAUAUUCACAGCUAUGUAAGUUUAAUAAUUU
Camponotus floridanus (Florida carpenter ant) is the source of this 3326-nucleotide messenger RNA. RefSeq lists its product as uncharacterized. Gene Ontology annotation, biological process: long-chain fatty-acyl-CoA metabolic process. NCBI's taxonomy places the organism in Eukaryota, Metazoa, Arthropoda, Insecta, Hymenoptera, Formicidae. Gene Ontology annotation, cellular component: peroxisome. Gene Ontology annotation, molecular function: alcohol-forming very long-chain fatty acyl-CoA reductase (NADP+) activity. The record is from RefSeq and is a predicted model, not a curated record.